AUGACAAGUUCAGGCCAUCGUCUUCUUGAGGUACUUAGCGAUUCGAACUUAACCGCAAAAUUUCAGCAGUUCUGUGGAAUUCGAAGCCAUAUUUUCAACACUAGUGCAAAUGGAAGUCAUCGACAUGCCGGCGAAACAGACAGGUUAUGUAGUCUUAACGGCGAUAAAUUAGUUGAAAGUACUGGCAGCCCAGACAGUAAGUUAGUCUCUGAUAAUGAUAGUCUUCAUCUGUAUUCUUCAAACCACAACAAUCAUAUUUCAAAUGGAUUAUUGAAAGAGCGGGGUGUACAUAGGAAAAAUGGAUACCGCAACGGAUUCAUCAAGACAGAAGUAGGUGAUCAAGUCACAAACGACGAAAUUGUAGAAGACAUACCGCAGAAAAAUGGUAAAAACAGUACACAGAUUAGUAAAGGAAAGGCAGGUGAACACGAUGAAAGACACGCCAGCAUAGUCUGUACACAACCUUACACGCUAGACUGUCCAAUUUUAUACUACAUUUUUUGUUUAGGAGCGGGACUUGGAAAUGAGUUGUUUUACAUUCUGUUUUUCUCGACUUCAUUAUGGAACUUCGAUAGCUUGGUGAUUAGGAAAGUUCUGUGCGUGUGGUGUGUAAUUAUGUACAUGGGCCAGGCUGCCAAAGACAUCAUUCGAUGGCCCCGUCCGAGGUCGCCACCUGUUGUACGACUGGAAGAACGUUAUGAGCUGGAGUUUGGGAUGCCGUCCACUCAUGCCAUGGUGGGCAUCGCCAUACCUUUUGGAGUGAUCGUGUUCAUGUCGGGACGCUAUGAGUUUAACUGUUGUUUAGGUGUUACCUGCGCUGUGAUCUGGAGCCUGUUAGUCAGCUUAAGUCGUCUCUAUCUGGGCAUGCACAGUGUCCUGUUAUGGCGAAAUAGCAUUCUGUUAAUCUGCCUGAUGUCUGCGACAGUUUUCUUUGUGGAUCCUGUCGACAGUUUCCUCAUGACCCACCCCUGGGCGCUGCCAGUGACAGUCGUCCUGUGCAUUAUCCUCAGCAUGCUGUAUCCUUCGUUAGAAAAAUGGAGCACAGCCCGCGGCGACACCACAAUGGUUCUGGGCGUCUUCUCUGGCAUCUAUGCAGGCAUGUGGCUUACGGCAAAAUUAACGGAGUUUGAUUAUGUACCAGACUCCCCUCCCUACGUGCUGGAACUUCCGUCGGUCAAGGAUUUUAGCCUGGGAGUUACACGCCAGAUUUCAGGGCUCUUUAUUAUUAUAAUUUUUCUCACUUUGAUCAAACUGGUGAUUCUUCACAGUUUAAGUUGGCUGUUUGGGUACGACCCCAAAGACCCGAGAACCAAGCAGUGCCGACCAGUGGAACUGCCGUACAAGUACGUCUCGUAUUACGUCUCAGCUGCAGCCACCACCUACAUCAUUCCUCUUCUAUUCUUGAAGCUAAAUAUAGAACGGCCAAGUUACUAUUCCGAGGUUUUCAGCCUGUAG
Messenger RNA from Candidula unifasciata, 1455 nucleotides. The record is from the annotation of a GenBank genome assembly. NCBI's taxonomy places the organism in Eukaryota, Metazoa, Mollusca, Gastropoda, Stylommatophora, Geomitridae.